UGGUGUGAUUAUGAAGGGCUUAGCACAGGGCUGUUGUUGUGUUGUAUGUGGGAUGCUUGAGUUUGCUUAACUGAGCAUUCUUCCUCAUGCAUACUCGAAUCGGCACAUGGUUACUGGCAUUGACAAACUCAUCACACACACACACACACACAUGUUGGGCGCAGUUGGCAGCUUAGUUCUAGGUUGCAGACAGAUAGGCAGAGGAAGACAUCCAACACAUUCUCAUAUAGUAAUGCUGUUUCUCAGGUUUAAGCUAACUCUUUUUGCGUACCAUCUCUGAGCUCCUCUCCCUGCGCCCGCCGUGUCCACUGCGAUGAACGCUUCGCGCUCGGUCAGCAUGGGAAUCCCCACUCAAGUCCCUAACAGCAUCGCGGUGAGUGCGGACACACUGGCUCCGUUGAAUUACAGCGCAGUGAGUGCGCACAAGCUGAUGGAGCUGCCCGCGCUAACCACUACGGUGGCAAUGGUGCAGGAUGUUCGACAUCUUUUCCCCACUGUGGAUGUCCCAGACCACGCUCACUACACCAUCGGCUCUGUCAUUCUGGCAGUGGGCAUCACCGGCAUGGUGGGAAACUUCUUGGUCAUGUAUGCCUUCUGCAAGAGUAGGAGUCUGAGGACACCUGCCAACAUGUUCAUCAUUAAUCUGGCUGUCACUGACUUUCUGAUGUGUGUCACUCAGACACCAAUCUUCUUCACCACCAGUUUGCACAAGCGAUGGAUCUUUGGGGAAAAAGGCUGUGAGUUAUAUGCAUUCUGCGGCGCUCUGUUUGGUAUCUGCUCAAUGAUCACGCUCAUGGUUAUUGCGGUAGAUCGAUACUUCGUGAUCACUCGUCCUUUGGCCUCGAUUGGCGUUAUGUCACGCAAACGAGCCCUGUUGAUACUCUUCGCUGCUUGGGUGUACUCUAUGGGCUGGAGCCUGCCCCCAUUCUUUGGAUGGAGUGCGUAUGUUCCUGAAGGUUUGCUAACAUCCUGUUCGUGGGACUACAUGACCUUCAGUCCUUCAGUACGUGCCUACACAAUGCUGCUCUUUACAUUUGUAUUCUUCAUCCCCCUCUUCGUCAUCAUUUAUUGCUACUUCUUCAUCUUCAGGGCUAUCCGUGAUACCAACAGAGCUGUGGGAAAAAUCAAUGGAGAAGGAGGAUUCAGAGACUCUAUCAAGAAGAUCCAUCGAAUGCAAAAUGAAUGGAAGAUGGCAAAGAUAGCGCUUAUAGUGAUCCUGCUGUAUGUCAUCUCUUGGUCUCCAUACUCAUGUGUAGCUCUUACUGCUUUUGCUGGAUACGCUGACAUUCUCACACCAUACAUGAACUCUGUGCCUGCUGUGAUUGCCAAAGCAUCCGCCAUACACAACCCAAUCAUCUAUGCCAUCACUCACCCCAAGUACAGGUCUGCCAUUGCAAAGUACAUACCAUGUCUGGGAGUGCUGCUGUGUGUACCUCGUAGAGACCGGUUUAUGAGCAGUAGCUUUAUGUCCACACGACGCUCCACUGUGACUAGCCAGUCUUCUGAGACCAGCAGCAACAUGCACCGUGCCGGGAAGGCACGCUUGUCGUCGGUGUCUGACAGCGAGUCGGGCUGGACGGACACAGAGGCAGAUCUCUCCAGCGUGAGUUCACGGCCUGCUAGCCGUCAGGUCUCAUCUGACAUCCGGAAAGAUUUGUCAGAUAUCAAGCACACCAGCUCUCUGAGGCUGAAGGUCAAGAGCAGAGACUCUGGUAUCUUCGACAGAACCUCAGCUCAGAGUCUAACUGAGCCGAGCGUGAACCGGACCAGUGCAUACAUCAGUACGGCAGGCGACAAAGAAGAGAUCUCCAUGGCUGAGGUCAGCCUGUCCAGUUGUCUCUCGUCCUCUCCAAAUAUGGUCUCAGACAAUGUUGAUGAGAAAAGACUGUUGGUUCGGAUCCCUUCCAUCAUUGUAACGUCAGAGUCCAGUCCAGCCCUCCUCUCAGUAGGGCGCAGCAGUGGCUCCUCCAGACAGCUCCCAGGUGCUUCGGUGGAGGAAGCCUCUUUCUCUGUGGACCCUGCUAGCAUUGACUGAAUACGGGCUACACUACCACAGACUUAGACUUAAGGACACAAACUCUUGGUGAUCUGACUUGUUCCUUCCACCAUUUUGUCUCCUUUACACAGGGCUCAAAAUUGAACCUGCAUGCUGUUACAACUGACAUCUGAAAUUUGACAGUGCUGUUAUUGUUGUAUACUUUUGCCUGUUUCGAGGUGGAAAAUGGGUGACCACAGCCUACAAGGUGAACAAGGUCUGUAUGUCUAUAGGAAAAUAGGGUCAGGACACCCUUUCAGGCUUCUUUCAGUGGUGUGGAGAUGAUCCUCUCCUCUCAGGGAAGAAUUUGACAGUUCUAAAAAGCAACAGUGAUUCAGUUGUGGAUUGACACUGCUCUGAAUAUGUAUUCAGAUACAUCCAUCCCUUUAGUGAGAUGCUUCAUCCAUUGAAGGUUGUGCUUUAGGCCAUUGGAAUAAACGGUUCCUAGUGCCUGCACAAGGUCAAAAACAACACAUGAUCUGUGACUUGAAGAUUCAAACGCCUAGUUUUUACCCAGCCAGAGAUUUUGGUCUCACUAUGAAAUGUAGAGCCCUGUCUACAGGUGUAAAAGUGGAUAUUUUGAUGUUUCUUUAAAGGUGAAGUGUGUAAUUUCAUGU
This is a messenger RNA of Rhinichthys klamathensis goyatoka, 2652 nucleotides long. RefSeq names its product opsin 4b (gene opn4b). Gene Ontology annotation, cellular component: membrane. The record is from RefSeq and is a predicted model, not a curated record. Bases 314 to 2035 code for a protein of 573 amino acids. NCBI's taxonomy places the organism in Eukaryota, Metazoa, Chordata, Actinopteri, Cypriniformes, Leuciscidae. Gene Ontology annotation, molecular function: G protein-coupled receptor activity. The transcript has 11 exons. Gene Ontology annotation, biological process: visual perception; G protein-coupled receptor signaling pathway.